AGAAUGGAUCAGAAUAUAAUUGAUUCCAAAAUAUCUAUUAAGCCUGAAUACUCUCUCGACUCUGACUGAAAAAAAACCAAACUCAAUUGUAAUUCAUAUGAUCUAGAAUGGAACAGAAUAUAAUAUAUACAAUAUGAAAAUCAAAAUCUGAAUGCAAAAUACAAAAUGAAACGGUACACAAUAUGCCUUCGGACAACCCACAAGACCAAGCCACCUCUUCCGCCUCUCCAAUUGCGUCACUAUCUUCUCUCUUCCUCUCCAACCCUCGCUCUGCCUGCCUUCCAAACCCUAACCCUAACCGUAACCGUCAAAUUCACCUCCCUCUGAGAACCCAAACCCUAACUUUCUCCUCAAACUCCUCCCAAAUCUCCACCGCCACCUCCUCCGCCGCCGGAGAAGAAAUCGUUCGCGGUGGCCACCGGCGAGCUCUUCCUAGGAAUUGCAGCGCGAAUUAUAAAGAGAAGGAAUGGGAUUGACGGUGGGGACUCGAAUUCGGUCCCGAUUACGAUGUUUAGGGAUUCGGAGAGAGGGUCGUAUUUUUGGAGGAGGACGAAGGAGGGGAUUGCGUCGGUGGUGGAGGACCCGGUGCAGCCGGAGGUGGUUUGGGAGCAGAGGUUGAAGGAUGUGGAGGCGGAGAGGUGUCGGAAGGCGGUGACGAGCCCUGGGUUUAGCUUCUCUGCUGCUGGGCUUCUGUUUCCGUACCAUCUUGGUGUUGCUCAAUUUCUUAUCGAGAAGGGUUACAUAAAGAUCCUUUGGAGGCCUAGAGGCUUGUUGGUUGAUCAAUUUGACUCUAAAGAAGACCUCAUCAAUGCAGUCUUUACUUCAUCCUUUAUUCCGGGAUAUCUUGCACCAAGACCAGCAACAAUGUUCAGGAAUCGACUUUGCAUUGAUGGGGGUUUGACAUUGUUUAUGCCACCCACGUCUGCUACUCAGACGAUUCGUGUUUGUGCCUUCCCAGCUAGUCGAUUGGGAUUGCAAGGAAUUGGAAUUAGUCCCGACUGCAACCCUGAAAGUCGGGCUACUCCCAGAGAGGUUGAUCAUGCGAUGGUGAAAGGCAUACCGUGCAAAGGUUCGAGUUCUUUGGUAAGAGGAGCCUCAAUUCCAACCUUACACCCUAUUUUUGGACCAAAAGAUUUUAGACUUUGAAACCCUCUCUUUCAAAACAUUUUUGAAAAAUGCUUCUACGAUGUUCUGAGGCUCGUAUUUCGUUCAAAAGUAUGCUUUCGAUAAACCGAGCAAGGACAAAGUGGAGAUAAAUGGAAGAGAGGUGAAAUCCUUGGAAAAUCUUUCAAAACAUCUUAUUUGAGGGAUUGGAGUUGAAGAAAAUAGGAGAGGAGAGAAAAAAACGUGUUGGAGAAGAAGUUGGGUUUGACUGUUAAAGGAGAAUGGGUAGCCUUCACUUAAUCAGGUCUAUCCUUUUGUACCCUUUGAAUUUAGUUAUGAGGCCACCAUCAUUGGAAAGAGGACUUCUGGGGCUUCAUUUUGCACUCAAGAAUAUCCUAAAGCCGAGUCCGGAUGAGGGAGAUAUGACUGCUUGAAGUUAGGCAUCAAUCCGUU
Camellia sinensis is the source of this 1557-nucleotide messenger RNA. The record is from RefSeq and is a predicted model, not a curated record. NCBI's taxonomy places the organism in Eukaryota, Viridiplantae, Streptophyta, Magnoliopsida, Ericales, Theaceae.